AGCUGGGACGUCGCCGCGAGAUCGGAGGACCGCGGUGCUGCACGGCGAACGAAUCUCUCUCAAAGAGACGGCGGCGAAUCGAAUCGAGUUUGUGACAAUCGAUUCUUA
Messenger RNA from Gryllus bimaculatus (two-spotted cricket), 108 nucleotides. The record is from the annotation of a GenBank genome assembly. Lineage: Eukaryota; Metazoa; Arthropoda; Insecta; Orthoptera; Gryllidae.